AUGGACCCAUCCGUCAUCCCUGCUGCUUCACUUACGCAUGUCUUCUACGCCUUUGCCCUCGUCGAUGCCACUACAUACCAGGUCGUCCCUUCCAGCCCAGCAGUGGACGUCACCCAGGGCCUCUACCUGCGCUUCAACUCCGCUCUAAAGACCGCCAACCCCGCCAUCAAGACGCUGCUAUCCAUCGGCGGCUAUUCCGCUGGCACCACCACUUUCACCAACGCCGCCUCCUCCGCCUCCUCCCGCUCCACCUUUAUCCAAUCAGCGAUCCAUUUUGCCCGGUCAUACAAUUUUGACGGUCUGGAUAUCGACUGGGAGUACCCGACCGGGCAGAUCGCGCUUUUUUCUGCCCUGCUGACUGAUUUCCGGGCGGCGAUCGAGUCCGAAGCGGCAAGUUCAGGGAGACCGAAGCUGCUUCUGACGGCGGCGGUUUCUGCCUACGAGCCGACUGUUACGCAGGCAUACGACGUCCCGACACUUAACAAAACACUGGACUUAGUUAACAUUAUGACCUACGAUCUACAUGGAUCGUGGGAGGCAAAGACCGGCAUGCACACUGCUCUGGAGGAUUUGACCAACCCGCAGCUGAGCCUCAAGGGUGCCAUGGCUGCCUGGGUGUCCCGAGGCUUGGCCCGAAGCAAGGCCAUGCUAGGCUUGGCGAUGUAUGGCCGAACCUGGACUCUAGCCUCGACUAGCAGCACUGGAGUUGGAGCUGCGGCUACUGGGCCUGGUCUGGCUGGAUCUGUGAGCCAGGAGGCUGGUGUCCUCUUUUACAGGGAGAUCUCUCAGAUUGUAGCCACUGGUGGUUACAAAGCUACACUUCAUACUCCAUCGUCGUCCAUGUACGCGGUGAAGGGUAACCAGUGGGUUGGUUACGACAACCCGUCCACCAUCACCACCAAGGUUAAUUAUGCCAAGGGGCAAAGCUUUGGAGGGUGGUUCUUCUGGGCCCUGAAUCAAGAUGCCAACAAUGCUUUGCUUAGUGCUGCUUCGGCUGUGUGA
This is a messenger RNA of Closterium sp. Yama58-4, 1002 nucleotides long. The record is from the annotation of a GenBank genome assembly. NCBI's taxonomy places the organism in Eukaryota, Viridiplantae, Streptophyta, Zygnematophyceae, Desmidiales, Closteriaceae.